AUGCCCGGACUCGGUACCAGAAACAACGUCAGGUCGGCCAGAAGCUUCGCGGCGAAGCUUGUGGCAGAUUGUGAGCCUAAAACCCGCAAAAAGCGAGAGGCCGAGCUGACCACCGCCUUGAACAACUUUGCCACGAUGUACCAGAAACUCACGAACAGUGUCAAUGGUGCAGAUUGGCAUGUUCACUUCGUCAAGGUACUCGAGGACAACAAGAGCCCCGCCAACGCCAACAACGCCAACAACGCUGUCAACGCCGCCAAUGUCAACAGCACUGCCUUGGUCAACAGCAACGCCAUGGUCAAGGGUAACGCUGCCAUCGUCAACAAUGCCGUCAAUACCGUCAACGCCGCCAACGCCAACACCAACAACACCAAACGCCCCGCCGAUGCCAUGAACCAGGAUGGCAAUAACGGUGAUGCUUCGAACGCCAGCAAGCGCGUCAAGGCCGAGGAUGCCCAUGAGACCACCUUCAAAGUCGUCAGCUACUUGGCUAACACAGGCUACACAGCCACAGUCUACAAUCAUGAAGGCAACAAGAGCCAUGAGUUCGCGCUCAACGGUCCGGCUGUUGUCCACGUGCAUACUGGAGCCGGAACUCCCACUUUCGCUCAGCCUGCCGUUCCCGCGACCAGCACUAGUGCCAAUGCCCAGGCCGACGGUAAUGGCAGCCACAGUGCGAGGCCAGUUUCCUUGGACAUGCGCUAA
This is a messenger RNA of Neurospora tetraspora, 705 nucleotides long. RefSeq lists its product as uncharacterized. The transcript has a single exon. The coding region runs from base 1 to 705 and encodes 234 amino acids. NCBI's taxonomy places the organism in Eukaryota, Fungi, Ascomycota, Sordariomycetes, Sordariales, Sordariaceae. The record is from RefSeq and is a predicted model, not a curated record.